AUGCCUCAACAGCAUCUGACAUUUUGUCGGCUUGUCAUAUUGGAAAUUUCUUGGGCGUUUUGCCACGACCACGUAUAUAAAAUUGUUUAAAUAAAGAAAUUUGCUGUUUUAAACAUAAAUAUUGUGUUAAAACAAUUCGCAUAAUUGUGCAGCAAUUUCUUGUGAGUUACCGACGCUGCUCACAACCGGCUUUUGUGCGGCGAGUUGUUUUCUCGGUUUUUGUGUAGGAGUUUCUUGCUGGAUUGGUAGCAUAGAAAAUACUUGGAACUUCUGCUGUCGAAGUGAGCCAUUAACAUGACCUUGGACGCAGUUUCCGCAACUGCUAGCCGGUCGAGAAUAUCAUUGACCUGGGAGAAGCAAGAACAUCUCAUCAAAUUAGCUAUAUUAAUUUUAGCGGCUGUGCUAUCGUUUGCCACGCGCUUAUUCUCGGUGCUACGUUUUGAAAGUGUCAUCCAUGAAUUUGAUCCAUACUUCAAUUACCGCACCACGCGGUUUCUGGCUGAGCAAGGAUUCUAUCAAUUCCAUAAUUGGUUUGAUGAUCGAGCAUGGUAUCCGCUUGGACGUAUUAUUGGCGGUACCAUCUACCCGGGGUUGAUGGUAACUGCGGCGGCACUUUACAGGCUUAUGUGGUUGUUGAAUAUUACCAUUGAGAUUAGGAAUGUAUGUGUCUUCUUGGCACCAUUCUUUUCCUCACUCACCACAUUGGUUACAUAUGCGCUGACCAAGGAAAUACACAGCACCGGUGCUGGUUUGGUUGCAGCUGCUCUCAUUUCAAUCGUGCCAGGCUACAUAUCGCGUUCCGUCGCAGGCUCUUACGACAAUGAGGGUAUUGCUAUAUUCUGCAUGUUGCUCACAUACUAUUUGUGGAUUAAAGCGGUGAAAAGUGGCGCCAUUUUCUGGUCGACCAUGUCUGCAUUGGCAUACUUUUACAUGGUUUCCUCAUGGGGCGGUUAUGUAUUCCUCAUCAAUUUAAUACCGCUGCACGUUUUGGCAUUGAUGAUCACAGGCCGUUUCUCGCAUCGCAUUUAUGUGGCUUAUAGCACUUUGUAUUGUAUUGGCACAAUACUGUCGAUGCAGAUUUCAUUUGUCGGUUUUCAACCAAUACAAAGUUCGGAACACAUGUUGGCUCUCGGCACUUUUGGACUAUGUCAAAUACAUGCAUUUGUGGAUUAUUUACGCGCACAUCUGUCCAAAGAAAAUUUUGAAAUUCUCUUCAAGGCGCUUGUGUCUGGCAUACUAACUGCUGUGCUCGUAAUUGGUACGGUGCUGACGAUUACCGGUAAAGUAUCGCCAUGGACUGGUCGCUUCUAUUCAUUGCUUGAUCCUUCAUACGCUAAGAAUCACAUUCCCAUCAUCGCAUCGGUGUCGGAGCAUCAGCCUACAUCUUGGUCGUCUUUCUACUUUGACUUGCAGAUAUUGGUAUUCCUCUUCCCAGCUGGCCUGUACUUCUGCUUCGCCAAAUUAACCGAUUCGAAUAUAUUCAUAAUACUCUACGGUGUAACCAGUAUUUAUUUUGCGGGUGUCAUGGUGCGUCUAAUGCUUGUGCUAGCGCCGGUUAUGUGUGUCUUAUCCGGCAUAGCCACAUCGCAUUUGCUCUCAAAGUACAUCAAAUGUGUUGAUGCUGGUCCAGCGAAGCCCGCUGAAAGUAAACGUCAGUUUAAGAAACUUGAACAGCAAAGUAGUGGUGUGAAAAGUGAGGUGGCUAUCGGUUUUGUGGGCAUUAUUACGUUUAUGCUUAUUGUCUACACUUUCCAUUGCACUUGGGUCACAUCGGAGGCAUACUCGUCGCCAAGCAUUGUGCUUAGCGCACGCUCUCAUGAUGGUGGUCGCAUCAUAUUCGAUGAUUUUCGAGAGGCUUACUAUUGGCUGCAAAUGAAUACACCAGAGGAUGCCCGUAUCAUGUCUUGGUGGGAUUAUGGCUAUCAGAUAACUGCUAUGGCUAAUCGUACUAUUUUGGUGGACAAUAACACCUGGAAUAACACACACAUAUCACGUGUUGGUCAAGCGAUGGCUUCUUCGGAGGAGAAAGCUUAUGAAAUUAUGCGUGAACUCGAUGUUGAUUAUGUGCUUGUAAUCUUUGGCGGUUUGACCGGUUACUCUUCCGACGAUAUAAAUAAGUUCUUGUGGAUGGUGCGUAUUGGUGGUAGCACAGAUCGUGGCGCACACAUAAAGGAACGUGAUUAUUAUGCACCCAAUGGUGAAUUCCGUGUGGACAAAGAGGGCUCACCGACGCUGCUCAAUUGUCUCAUGUACAAGAUGUGCUACUAUCGUUUUGGUCAAGUUUACACUGAGGGCGGUAAACCACCAGGUUAUGAUCGCGUACGUUCUGCUGAAAUUGGUAAUAAGGAUUUCGAGUUGGAUGUUUUGGAAGAGGCCUACACCACCGAGCACUGGUUGGUGCGCAUCUACAAAGUGAAGGAUUUACGAAAUCGCGGUGUAUAAAGGCAGUAUCUGCUUUUGCCCGCGUUAGACGCCGGCAAGCAGCAGUAAAUUACUAGUGCAGUACACUUAAAAGUAUUGAGAGACUAAAAAUAAAGAAUCUUGCGUUUUGCGAAUGUAUAACUGUUUUGAAAUUAAAGUUACUAAAAGCGGUGCUUUUUAAGUUAUAAAAAAAUAGAUUAUUACUGUUUAUUUUGGUUUCCUAAAAUGUAUUGCUUUCGUUAAGGCAAUUGAAAUUGUUUACACUCAAAACGCAGCGUAGCAAACAUUUGUAUAUUCGAAUAUAAUUUAAACAUUAUGUCAACUAGAAAUUACUAAACAAAAUUUGUCUUUAGUUGAAAUAAAACUUAGUUUUCAUGAAGAAUGUAA
This is a messenger RNA of Zeugodacus cucurbitae (melon fly), 2808 nucleotides long. RefSeq names its product dolichyl-diphosphooligosaccharide--protein glycosyltransferase subunit STT3A (gene Stt3A). NCBI's taxonomy places the organism in Eukaryota, Metazoa, Arthropoda, Insecta, Diptera, Tephritidae. Gene Ontology annotation, molecular function: dolichyl-diphosphooligosaccharide-protein glycotransferase activity. The record is from RefSeq and is a predicted model, not a curated record. The transcript has 8 exons. Gene Ontology annotation, cellular component: membrane. Gene Ontology annotation, biological process: post-translational protein modification. Bases 295 to 2442 code for a protein of 715 amino acids.